AUGAGGGGCGGAGUCCCAUGGGACACGAAGGCGGGGAUUGAUAGAAGGGAAUGGAAAGAAGCUGCCCCAACCUUCAGCACUUUUCAGCCGAAACAUCUAACACGGAAGAGCAGAAAAAAGAUGGCACUGCCUAAUCUGCCUCUGGCAUCAAAAGAUGAAGGGGUCCCAUCCAAUCACACCAAGAUGUCUCUCCAAGGCCAGGGAGCUGUGUCUACUCCAGACCACACGAGCAAGGCUGAAGAAGUGCCUGGGCUGGGGGGACCCUCCCUUCAGGCUGAGACCAGAGCCUGGUUUCAGAGAACUCAGGCACCCUGGUUCUUGGAUCAUGGGGAAGCCCCAGUCUGGUUCCAUGGCUUUAUCACUAGACGGGAGGCCGAGAGAUUGCUGGAAAACAAGCCCCCGGGCUGCUACUUGGUGCGGUUUAGCGAGAGCGCGGUAGCCUUUGUGCUGACUUACAGGAGCCACAGCUGCUACCGCCACUUCCUCCUGGCCCAGCUGCAGGAUGGGCGUCACGUGGUGCUGGGCGAGGACAGUGCCCACGAGCGGCUCCCGGACCUGCUGCGUCACUACACGCUCCGUCCGCUCAGCCCCUAUGGGGAGCACCUCACUCAGCCCUGUGUCCGCCAGACCCCUGCUCCAGCUGGUAUCUCCAUGCAGACAGAACACUCGGAAUCCAGAAUCGAGGACAGAAAUGGUGCUGCCCAGUAUAGCCCAGUCCACAAACAAGAACAAGCCCUAGGUCCUGUGAGCAAGAACAAUUCUGAGCCUAGGGAGCCAGAGGAGGUAUUAGAACUCCCCAAGCCCAAGCCCCCUGUUCCAGCCAAGCCCCAAAUACGCCCCGAGCUCUACUCUAUCCCAGCCCCAAAGGCUCCUCGCCCGGCUCCGCGCCCUGUGCCCUCUCACCCCAUCUACCAAGAGCCAGAGGAGCCCAUUGCCUUCUAUGCCAUGGGCAGAGGCAACAAGAGGGAUGGCCUUGCCAACGUCUACUCAGAGGUUGCUCCAUUGCCCCUCCAGCACCGCUUCCUUCACAAAUGCCAGUCUCGGCCCACCAGGGUGUCCCAGACUCUAGAUCCAGCAAACCCUGUCACUGGACAAGGCACUACUCCCUCUCCCCGGCACCCACCUUCCCAGGGACACACUUUCCCACGUAACCUUUCUCGGCAGAUCCCCCAGGACCGGGGGCAGGUGCAGCUCCUUCUGGGUCCUAAUAAACAUUGACUGGAAAAGUCAAGCUUUUUGGAUUGGAGAUCUCAUCCGAGUGCAGCCUCGAUCCUCUGUUGCACCAUAUAGCUACUUUCUUCUCUGCCUGGUUUAUCAUCAGUCUUCAUCAUCUCCAUCCCAGAUUCCAAGCCUUAAAAUCCAAAUCUAUAUUCAAAGCCUCUCCUCCCCUAAGAGGAAGGCUGGAGGGCUCAGAGCUGAGAGAUCUGGGAUCCCUCUGCCACCCUCUACCCACCUCCACCCAGCUCUCUCUGGAAAGGACAAGAGCCAAAGCCAUACGAACAAGUGCUCUGAAAUCCUCUGAGGUGUCCUGGUUUCUCUUCCUGAAGCCCAGCUUCCUUGGCCCCAAAGCCUCUGUGUCUGGGCCUCAGUCCAAUGCUGCUGUUUUCCAAAGGAAUGGUUUAAUGUGAACAGAUGCUGAGGUGUUGUUUGUUGGUUCUUGUCUGGCUAAUAAAUCAUCACUGAACA
Molecule: messenger RNA, 1686 nt
Organism: Gracilinanus agilis (Agile Gracile Mouse Opossum)
Lineage: Eukaryota; Metazoa; Chordata; Mammalia; Didelphimorphia; Didelphidae
Gene: SH2D2A
Product: SH2 domain containing 2A
Cellular component (GO): cytoplasm
Source: RefSeq, a predicted model, not a curated record